ACCAGUUGUAAUCCGUUAUCGAUAAAAGUUUUGGCACUCUGCAUCCCUGGUUGCUCCACGAAGAAAAAAACAAAUAACAAAUUGUUUUUAUACAUCUUAAAGGGAUUUAGGUAAAAUGAGCGACGCUGCGGUAGCUGUUGAGUCGGAGGAGAGGAUGGUGGCCAACAAUAAGAUCCACUUCUCCAAGGAGGUGAAGCAGGUCAUCGACAAGGUUCUCAAAACGGAUGAUCCCAUGGAUGCGCCAGACUUUAAUACCGUGGACUACAUCAACCAGUUGUUUCCCAACGAGCAAUCGCUGGCCGGGAUUGACGAGACCAUCCAGAAGAUGCAGUGCGAGGUGUCGCUCAUCGAUGACAACAUCCGAUCCGUGGUCCGUGGCCAGACGAACACCGGUCAGGAUGGCCAGCUGGCACUUUGUGAGGCCCAGAAGGUGAUCAGCUCCCUGUUCAGCCACAUCAUCGACGUGAAGACGCGGGCGGAGCGCACCGAGGAGAUGGUCAAGGAGAUCACCCGGGACAUUAAGCAGCUGGAUUGCGCCAAGCGGAAUCUCACCGCUGCCAUUACCACGCUGAAUCACCUGCACAUGCUGGUCGGUGGCAUCGACAGCCUCAAUAAGCUCAUAGAGCGCAGGUCCUACGGCGAGAUCCUCAAUCCCCUGCAGGCCAUCACCGAGGUUAACCAGCACUUCCAGCAGUUCUCCGACAUCGAGGAAAUCAAGAAUCUCUCGCAGAGCGUGGACAAAAUACAAGUGACUCUGGCGCAGCAAAUCACGGAGGACUUCAAGGAGGCCUUUGCCGCCAAGCCCGCGGCGCAAAACCAACACCGUUUGGGACUCAAUCAACUGGCCGAUGCCUGCAAGGUGAUGUCCGUGCUGGAUCCUAAAGUGAAAAAGGAGCUGCUCAAGUGGUUCAUUGCCCAGCAGUUGGAGGAGUACACACACCUUUUCCACGAGAACCAGGACAUUGCAUGGCUGGACAAGAUCGACAAACGCUAUGCCUGGCUUAAGAGGCAUCUUCUGGACUUUGAGGAUAAAUAUGGACCAGUGUUUCCCUUGGACUGGGAGGUUUCCGAACGGAUAACAGUGGAGUUUUGCCGGCAGACGCGCGAGCAGCUGGCACAGAUCAUGUCCAAGCGCACCAACGAGAUCGAUGUGCGACUCCUUUUGUUUGCCAUCAACAAAACGCAGGCUUUUGAGCAACUGCUUUCGAAGCGCUUCACGGGAGUCACUUUGGGAGCAAAACCUGCUGAGCAGGCGCGAGUGCUCACAACAGAGCAGCCAUCGGCUUCGGAUGCUCCUGUGGGCCCGACCGUCUUUCACGACCAAAUCGGGCAAUGUUUCAAGUCGCACUUGGACAUCUACAUACGCAGCAUCGAUCGCAAUCUGGCAGAGCUCAUGGACAAGUUCGUGGAGAUGUCACGGGAACCCUACAAGUUCGCCGAGGCCAAGACCACUGUUUAUCCCAGCUCAGGAGAUCUUUUCGUUUUCUACAAGAAGUGCAUGGUGCAGUGCAAUCAGUUGAGCAACGAACAGCCCAUGUACGAUCUCGCUUUGGUUUUCAAGAAGUAUUUAAGGGAAUAUGCCUCCAAGGUUUUGGAAGGCAGCACACCUAAGCUGGUGCCCGCCACCACUGGCAGCUCUAUAGGCAAAAGUGUCUCCUUGCUCACACGCGACAUGCAGAAUUUGUCAACUGCUGCUGGACAAGUGUUCCACAACUUUCUGAAAGAAGGCGACACGCAGCGCUUCUCAAGGGAUGAUCUGGUGCGCAUCUGCUGCGUGCUGACCACCGGUGAAUACUGUCUGGAGACCGUCCAGCAACUGGAGGAUAAGCUUAAAGAGAAGGUGACUUCCGGUUAUGUCAGCAAGAUUGACAUGAGCGAGGAGAAGGAUGUGUUUCAUCGCAUCAUCUCCAAUUGCAUACAGCUUUUGGUUCAGGAUUUGGAGGCAGGUUGCGAAGCCUCGUUGCAGGCAAUGUCCAAAGUGCAGUGGCAGCACAUCAACAAUGUGGGCGAUCAGAGUGCUUUUAUAAGCAGCCUCUGCGGGAAUUUCAAGCAGACAGUGCCUACCAUCAGAGACACUCUGGCCAGUUCACGGAAAUACUUUACCCAAUUCUGCCAUCGCUUUGUGGCUGCCUUCAUACCAAAGUUCAUUAAUGUGCUGUACCGCUGCAAAUUAACCCUUUCGGAUGGAUCCAAUAAUGUGCUGGGCUGCGAACAGCUUCUUUUAGACACCCAUUCGCUGAAGACGGCCCUUUUGGAGUUGCCUUCGGUGGGAUCGAGUGUGAAUCGCAAGGCACCCACCAGCUACACCAAAGUUGUGGUCAAGGACAUGACGCGUGCGGAGAUGAUCAUUAAAGUGGUGAUGACGCCUGUGCAGCCGCCGGCGCACUUUACCCAGCAGGUCCUGAAACUGCUGCCCGACAUCACCAUAGCGGAAUAUCAAAAAAUACUGGACAUGAAGGCUGUGAAGCGAGUGGAUCAGCUGCAGUUGAUCGAUCUUUUCAAGCACACGGCUUCGGCGGCGGCAGUUAGUGGUUUGAUUGAGGCAACAACGGGCGAUGACGAGGCCACGGAAGUGCCUGCUGUAACCUCAGGAACCAUUGAUGAAGGCGAAACCUCGACAGGAGUAACUGAAUCUUCAGCCACUACGACAACUACGGCUUCCACUUCCACGCCCAAAAGAGCCUUCAUCUUCAGCGUGGGCAGCUUCACGGGCAGUGCGGACAGAAAUGCCGAUGGCAGUUCCCAAACGGGCAUCAGAAAACUAGAGAGUCUACUGAAAAAGCGCUUCCCCUAGGCCGUAAAUCAAUGUUCCCAUUCCAUCGCUUUAGUUUGACAAUAUUCGUUAAUGCUUAUUUAAUUAAUUUAUAGAGCCUUCUCCGGUGUAAUUGGUAUAAUUAUACUUAUAGCGACAAAUGACAUAUUCAGUUUUGUAGUUAA
Drosophila gunungcola (fruit fly) is the source of this 2937-nucleotide messenger RNA. RefSeq names its product vacuolar protein sorting-associated protein 53 homolog (gene Vps53). Lineage: Eukaryota; Metazoa; Arthropoda; Insecta; Diptera; Drosophilidae. The record is from RefSeq and is a predicted model, not a curated record. Gene Ontology annotation, cellular component: GARP complex. Gene Ontology annotation, biological process: retrograde transport, endosome to Golgi.